Ipomoea triloba (trilobed morning glory) is the source of this 523-nucleotide messenger RNA. Its product is annotated as two-component response regulator ARR17-like. Gene Ontology annotation, biological process: phosphorelay signal transduction system; cytokinin-activated signaling pathway. Lineage: Eukaryota; Viridiplantae; Streptophyta; Magnoliopsida; Solanales; Convolvulaceae. The coding region runs from base 44 to 460 and encodes 138 amino acids. The record is from RefSeq and is a predicted model, not a curated record. The transcript is spliced from 5 exons.
ACAACAUAAAACUCCUGUUUUCGUUGAGAUUAAGGAAAGAAAAAUGUCUGCAGUCAUGCAUGUGCUGGCAGUUGAUGACAGUACGGUUGACCGUACCAUUGUUGAGAAAUUGUUCAAGGCCGCUUCUUGCAAAGUAACAACUGCAGAGAAUGGAUUGAGAGCCUUGGAGUACCUGGGGUUAUUAGCAGGAGAUGACCAAAACAACUCUCCAAACACCAACGUCCCAAAGCUGAAUUUGAUAAUAACAGAUUACUCCAUGCCUGAAAUGAAUGGCUAUGAGUUUCUUAAGAAAGUCAAGGGCUCAGCCAUGUUUAAGGAUGUUCCAGUUGUGGUAAUGUCAUCCGAAAACACUCCAAGUCAGAUCAACCAAUGCAUGGAGGCAGGAGCUAAGAAGUUCAUCCUGAAGCCUCUCAAGCAAGCUGAUGUGAACCAACUGAAAUCCCAGUUAAUGCAAUCCUGAAGAUAGAAGAUUAUCAAUGUGAUAACGAAGAUCAGAAGCUUUAGUAUAUCAAGAUUGAUUUCA